Messenger RNA from Galeopterus variegatus (Sunda flying lemur), 3192 nucleotides. It is a transcript of the gene ADAM33, whose product is annotated as ADAM metallopeptidase domain 33. Gene Ontology annotation, biological process: proteolysis. NCBI's taxonomy places the organism in Eukaryota, Metazoa, Chordata, Mammalia, Dermoptera, Cynocephalidae. Gene Ontology annotation, molecular function: metalloendopeptidase activity. The transcript has 20 exons. Bases 1 to 2469 code for a protein of 822 amino acids. The record is from RefSeq and is a predicted model, not a curated record.
AUGGUCGCGCGGGAGGGUCCGGAGGCGCCGGGCCGGGCUGCGCUGGGUGUGGGUGGCCGCGAUCCAGCAGGGGCGGAGCCGGAUCCGGCGGCCGCGAGCCGCCGCUUAGAGGCCCCGGCGCUGACAGCUAUGGGCGGGGGGUCCGGGGGAACUCGGGGGUCGUCGGUGCUGCUGCUGCUGCUGCUACUGUGGCUCCUGCCAGGCACCUGGGUGCUUCAAGGAAACAGCCCUGGAGAGCCAGUUACUCCCCACUGGGUCCUGGAUGGACAACCCUGGCAAAUGGUCACCCUCGAGGAGCCGGUCUCCAAGCCAGACGUGGGGCUAGUGGCCUUGGUGGCUGAAGGCCAGGAGCUCCUGCUUGAGCUGGAGAAGAACCACAGGCUUCUGGCCCCAGGAUACACAGAGACCCACUACAGGCCAGAUGGGCAGCCAGUGAUGCUGAUCCCCAACCACACGGAUCAUUGCCACUACCGUGGGCGCGUGAGGGGCUUCCCUAACUCCUGGGUAGUCCUCAGCACCUGCUCUGGGAUGAGUGGCCUGAUCACACUCAGCAGCAAUGUCAGCUAUUACCUGCGUCCCUGGCCACCUGAGGACUCGGAGAACUUCUCAACCCACAAGAUAUUGCGGAUGGAGCAACUGCUCACCGGGAAAGGGGCCUGUGGCCAUAGGGACCAGGGGGACAAAGGGGGCAUGACCUGUCUUCCUCGCGCUCCCCGGAGCAGGGAGAGGCGACAGGCCCGCAGGAGCCCGAGGUACCUGGAGCUGUACAUAGUGGCUGACCACACGCUGUUCUUGACCCAGCACCGCAACUUGAGCCACACCAAACAGCGUCUCCUGGAGGUCGCCAACUACGUGGACCAGAUUCUCAGGACUCUGGACAUUCAGGUGGCGCUGACCGGCCUGGAAGUGUGGAGCGAGCAGGACCGGAGCCGCGUCACGCAGGACGCGAACGCCACGCUCUGGGCCUUCCUGCAGUGGCGCCGGGGGCUGUGGGCGCGGCGGCCGCACGACUCCGCGCAGCUGCUCACGUGGGUGCCUCCGACGCCCACGCGGGUCCCCGGCUGGGCGGCCCCGACUCCCGGNNCCUCCCAGGACCACUCGGAGCUCCCCAUUGGCGCCGCAGCCACCAUGGCCCACGAGAUAGGCCACAGCCUGGGCCUCAGCCACGACCCCGACGGCUGCUGCGUGGAGGCGGCGGCGGAGCAGGGCGGCUGCGUCAUGGCGGCGGCCACGGGGCGCCCGUUCCCGCGCGUGUUCAGCGCCUGCAGCCGCCGCCAGCUGCGCGCCUUCUUCCGCAAGGGGGGCGGCGCGUGCCUCUCCGACGCUCCGGACCCCGGGCUCCCGGUGCCGCCGGCGCGCUGCGGGAACGGCUUCGUGGAGGCGGGCGAGGAGUGCGACUGCGGCUCCAGCCAGGAGUGCCGGGACCUCUGCUGCUUCGCCCACAACUGCUCGCUGCGCGCCGGGGCCCAGUGCGCCCACGGGGACUGCUGCGCGCGCUGCCUGUUGAAGCCUGCGGGCUCGCCGUGCCGCCUGGCCGCGGGCGAGUGUGAUCUGCCCGAAUUCUGCACGGGCGCCUCUCUCCACUGUCCCCCGGACGUUUACCUACUGGAUGGCUCGCCCUGCGCCGGAGGCCACGGCUACUGCCGGGACGGCGCGUGUCCCACGCUCGAGCAGCAGUGUCAGCAGCUCUGGGGGCCUGGCUCCCGCCCAGCCCCGGAGGCCUGUUUCCAGGUCGUGAACUCUGCCGGAGACGCCCAUGGGAACUGUGGCCAGGACAGCGAGAGCCGCUUCGUGCCUUGUGCACAGAGAGAUGCUCAGUGUGGGAAGCUGCAGUGCCAGGGUGGGGAGCUGAGCCCACUUGUGCCGCACAUGGUGCCGGUGAACUUCACUGUUCACCUAGAUGGCCAUGAGGUGACCUGUCGGGGAGCCUUUGCACUCCCUGGUGCCCAGCUGGACCUGCUUGACUUGGGCCUGGUAGAGCCAGGCACCCAAUGUGGACCUAGAAUGGUGUGCCAGGACAGGCGCUGCCAGGACACUACCUCCCAGGAGCUGGAGCACUGCCUGACUGCCUGCCACAACCGUGGGGUGUGUAAUAGCAACCAUAAUUGCCACUGCGCUCCAGGCUGGGCUCCACCCUUCUGUGACAAGGCAGGCUUCGGUGGUAGCGUGGACAGUGGCCCCAUGCAGCCUGAAAAACACAAUGCCCUCCUGCUGGCUGUGCUCCUUAGCUUCCUGCUGCCUCUGCUCCCCGGGGCCGGCCUGGCCUGGUGCUGCUACCGGCUCCCAGGAUCCCAUCUCCAGCGAUGCCUGUGGGGCUGGAGGAGGAACUCCGCGUGCAGUGGGCCCAAGGAUGACCCAUGCAGGGACCACCGCCUGGGCAGCGUUCACACCAUGGAGUUGGAUCCAGCAGCCACUGGAGAGCCCCAGCCCCAGGGUCAAGUCCAGAAGCCAAGGUCCUAUCUCUGGUGAGAGGUGGCAACUGAGAUGAGAAGAUUUAAAGUCAGGUGGCCAUUGACAACCACUCUAGGAACUUGGAUUCCCCAGGGCAGAGCCAGCAAGUCAGUGGACCUGCUGCACCCUCAGGCAGCUUGGAAGUUUCUUCCCCCAGUUGAGCACUGACCCAUCCAUUCCUGGAACUCAGAGCCUCAUCAGAAGUGGCCCAAUAGUGUCCCUGCCCCUGAGGGCUGGAGUAUCCUGCAGGGUACACGCUCCAGCUCAAUAAUCCAUCAGUCCAAGGAACAAAAGUCACAUAGUCCCUGACCUCCCCCCCCCAGGGGAGGCUGGAUCAUGACGGGCACCCGGAGAGGCCUCUGUCCUGGCAGCCUGGUGUGUCUCCUACACGUGCAUCCUCAGACCUAGCUCUGCAGGGCAGAGACUGCAGGACCAGAAGCUGGAACUCCUGAGGCCCUACAUUUCAGACUGAGUCUGCAGUUCCCUGGAGCUUGGCCCCAGCAAAGAAACAAAAUUGUUGGGACCUUCUUUCCUGUCUCCUCCUGCUCUGUCUUGUUCCCUAGAUGCUUGCUAAGUAAGCCCCCACUCCCAUGCCUAGUCCUCCACCUGAGGUUUUGGAGGAUUGUAGGGUCUGCAGCAGCCCCCUCACUUUAGACAUUACCCAACCUCUCCCCCGUUCUGUGGGAGGAGACAAAGGCAGCCGUUGUAGAAAAGACACCAGAGUAGAAGUCAGCAGACAGA